GAAAAGAGCGAACGAGCCGUUGGCUCGGUGGUUGGGCUGCUCGGUGGAGCGCCCACCACCCGCGUUCGAGCGCCGCUCGACGCGGGUUUCGCAUUGGGGUUUUAUUCCCCUUUUCCUUCUGUUGCAGCCUCACACGUGAAUGUGCCACAAUGGUCAAGGUGACAUGCUUGUCACGUGCGAAGCCAGUUCACUUCGCAUAUCUCUCAGCCACGUGCAGCCUUUGGGUAUUUGCGUAGAUCUUGUUGUGUGAGUGUGUAGUGUGCGGUGUGGUGGUGUGAGUUUGUGCGUGAGUUCAGACACUACUACUUGUACUUGAAGGGUUGAGGCUUAAAAAGAAAACAAGAAAAUAAAACAAAAGAAAAUAAAAGAAAAGAAGAGGAGAGGAAACAGGUGCGCAUUAUCUCUCUCCCACGGCUCCCACUCCCACCCAUCCAUGGCCGCCUCGGCUCUGCUCCGCCUCCUCUCUCCCUCGUCCCCAGCAUCCCUCCACGCGCGCGCGACGCGCCGCCGCCAUCCCCGCGCCGUAGUACGCUGCUCGUCGCCGUCGCCGGCGUCCCUCGACCUCCCCCUCCUCCCGUUCCAGCCCGCAGAGGUGUUGAUUCCAUCGGAGUGCAAGACUUUACACUUGUAUGAGGCUAGGUAUCUGGCGUUGCUAGAAGAGGCCUUGUAUAGGACAAACAAUUCUUUUGUGCAUUUGGUGCUCGACCCAGUUGUAUCAGGUUCACCUAAAGCUUCCUUUGCUGUAAGACAUGGUUGUUUGGUCCAGAUAGAAAGUGUUGAAAGGCUUGAUAUUGGAGCACUAGUAUCAAUUAGAGGAGUUUGCCGUGUAAACAUUAUCAACCUUUUGCAGAUGGAACCCUACUUGCGUGGUGAUGUUUCUCCCAUUAUGGACAUAUCUUCCGAGAGUAUUGAAUUGGGAUUAAGAAUUUCCAAGCUAAGAGAGUCUAUGUGUAAUUUACACAGUCUACAGAUGAAACUGAAGGUACCUGAGGAUGAACCAUUGCAAACUAACAUCAAGGCCUCCCUGUUGUGGUCUGAAAAAGAAAUUUUUGAGGAGUAUAAUGAAGGUUUUAUCCCUGCGCUACCCGAACGUCUCUCCUUUGCUGCGUACCAGACUGUUUCAGGUAUGUCAGAAGCAGAACUUCUUUCCCUGCAAAAAUAUAAGAUACAAGCAAUGGAUUCAACAAACACUCUUGAAAGACUAAACAGUGGGAUUGAGUAUGUAGAACAUAAUAUUGGUAUGAUCGCUGCAAGACUGGCAAUUCAGAAUAUAUGAUCCUCACUAUGCUGUCACUCAUGUAACAUUAUCAUCAGGGAAGUGAUAUUUACUUAUUUGAUAUAACUGAUCGUGCCUAUGAUGUGAGGUGUAGUUGAAGCAUUUGCAGAGCCAGAAUUUUAAGGAUGGGUAUUGAGUGUACAGAACUAUGUGUAAUGAAAAAAAAAUCAAUUUGCCCUUGGCAGGAAAAAA
Messenger RNA from Oryza sativa Japonica Group (Japanese rice), 1468 nucleotides. RefSeq lists its product as uncharacterized. Lineage: Eukaryota; Viridiplantae; Streptophyta; Magnoliopsida; Poales; Poaceae. The record is from RefSeq and is a predicted model, not a curated record.